GCCGGUGGCGGCCGUGGGGCCGUCGGUGCGGCUGAGUCGGAGCGGCGGCGGCCGGGGCGGCCGCGGGAGCGGGCUCCGGUGCGGGAGUGAUCCUCUGUCAGUGAACCCCGGAGAGGGACUGGACCCGACGCCGUAGUUGGGACAUCAUGGCAGCCCAUCAGGAGAAAAAACUUGCUGAAGAAAGAAAACACCAAAACAUGCAAAAUGAUACUAAAACAUCUCAAGGCCAGUGGGGAAGAGCAUGGGAGGUGGACUGGUUUUCCUUGGCAAGCAUCCUUUUCCUGCUCAUGUUUGCACCAUUGAUAGUGUAUUACUUCAUCAUGUCCUGUGCCCAGUACCAGUGCUCUCUGACUGAUCCACUCCUGGACUUGCUGAAGGGGGAUAAGCAUCUGUCUGACAUCUGGAACAGGACUCCCAGGCUGACCUAUAGGGCUGCUGGCAUUUAUUCCCUUUGGGUUACUUUCCAGGUGGUUUUGUAUCUGUCCAUUCCUGAUUUCUGCCAUAAAUUUCUCCCUGGCUAUGUGGGAGGUGUACAAGAAGGUGCUGUCACCCCUGCAGGUGUCGUGAAUAAAUAUGAAAUCAAUGGACUUCAGGCCUGGAUCAUUACCCAUGUACUUUGGUUUGCAAAUGCUUCUUGCUUCCAUUUCUUCUCACCUACCAUCAUUUUUGACAACUGGAUUCCUCUCCUGUGGUGUGCCAAUAUCUUGGGAUAUACAGUGUCCACAUUUGCAAUGAUUAAAGGCUACUUUUUCCCUACCAAUGCCAAAGACUGCAAAUUCACUGGAAACUUCUUUUAUGACUACAUGAUGGGGAUUGAAUUUAACCCUCGAAUAGGGAAGUGGUUUGAUUUCAAGUUGUUCUUCAAUGGGCGCCCUGGUAUUGUGGCCUGGACUCUAAUCAACCUUUCCUUUGCUGCCAAACAACAGGAGCUGUACGGUGAAGUGACAAACUCCAUGAUCCUUGUCAAUGUCCUCCAGGGUAUUUAUGUUCUGGACUUCUUUUGGAAUGAAGCCUGGUACUUGAAAACCAUUGAUAUCUGUCAUGAUCAUUUUGGAUGGUAUUUGGGCUGGGGAGACUGUGUUUGGUUGCCUUACCUCUAUACUUUGCAGGGUCUGUAUCUGGUUUACUAUCCUGUCCAGCUGGGCACAGCUCACGCCGUAGGGGUCUUGAUGCUGGGCUUGCUGGGUUAUUAUAUCUUCAGAAUGACCAAUCACCAGAAGGACCUCUUCCGUCGCACCAAUGGCAACUGCAGGAUCUGGGGGAAGAAGCCUGAGUACAUCGAGUGCUCCUACAUGUCCGUGGAUGGGACCAAGUACUACAGCAAGCUGAUGACCUCCGGAUUUUGGGGCUGGGCACGUCAUUUCAACUACACUGGAGACCUGAUGGGCUCACUGGCCUAUUGCCUCGCUUGUGGCUUUGAGCACAUUCUGCCUUAUUUCUAUAUUAUUUACAUGACCAUUCUGCUCACCCACCGCUGCAUUAGGGAUGAGCACCGUUGUAGCAGCAAGUAUGGGAAGGACUGGAAGCAUUACACUGCUGCAGUGCCCUACCGGCUCCUACCCGGAAUAUUUUAAGGCUAACACAGGAUGCAGGGGAAAUAAAAAAGAAGAAACAUGCAGGCAUGCCAUGUUUAAAGUAACUGAAGUGAGGCACUGAACUGCCCCAUUUUUUUAGAAGACUCUUAAUUGGAAUAUCCCUCUGAAUCUCCCCAUUUCCUAAUUAACUUAGAGCUUAAGAAAAGAUGCAUGUAUUGAGACUCCUGAGAAAUCCCAAAGCUGGGAGGUGGCCUUACCCUUGAUCUGGAAGCAGUUUGCAGUGCUUCAGGAGAGAAAAAAAAGAGUUCUGUCAUCUGUUUAGGAAAGAAGUUUUCUGAUGCAGUUUCUUGUGACCAUCAGAACCUACAACUGAGAACAACGGCAAAGGAGAUUUGAUUGUUGGUUGCUUGUCAAGAAAUCAAUGGUGGAAAUACUGGACUGCAGAAGCUGGUCUGAAAUAACUGUAAUGAUCUAAAACAAAAGUGAAAACUGUUAUAAAUUAGUGCCAUUUUCAGCACCUGACAACAUGGAACAUGACCAACUGGGUUUUAUUUUGAUACUGAAACCAGACUUUGUGAAGCUACUGAGCUGAGCUAAUGCAUCUGAGGUGGUUAUUUGUUUUCAUAGUAGCUGGUAUGGGCUUUGGAUUUAAGGUGAGACAGUGUUGCAAACCCAGGUAUGUUUUCACUAUUGCUGAGCAUUGUUUUCACAGCAUCAAGGCCUUUGCUGCAUCUCACCCUACUCACCAGGGACUGGGCUGGGUGAGCACAAGGAGUUGAGGGGACACUGCUUACCCCAAGGGACCCAAGGAAUAUCCCAGGCCAUAUGGCAUCAUGCUCAGCACAUAAAGCUGGAGGAAGAAGGGAGGGAUGUCAGGAGUGAUGGUAUUUGUCACCAUUCCAAGUUACCAUUAACAUGUGGUGGAGCCCUGCUUUCCUGGAGAUGGCUGAACAUCUGCCUGCAGUUGGCAGGUGAGGCAUAGACUCCUUACUUUGCUUUGUUUGCUUGCAUAGUUUUUCCUUUACCUAAUAAAGUGUGUUUAUCUCAACCCCUGAGUUUUAUCCUCUUCCUGAUUCCCUCCCCCAUCCCACUCUGGGGGAGUGAGCAAGCAGCUGUGUGGGGCUGAGUUGCCAGCUGGGUUUAAACCAUGGCAGUCCUUUUUGGUGCCUGACAUGGGACUUGAAGGGUUUGAGCUAACAGCAGCUUUGGCUGGAAUGUGCUGGGUUGGAUUUAUAGCUGUUGGUGCUGUUGAGUUGUCAGGCUCCUGUGCUUGCCAUGGAGCUCAUUAGGGGUUUCAUUUUGAUUUUGCUGCUGUCUGUAGUGCUUCUCCUCUUCCUGUGCUGGGGACACUUGGAUGACAUCCAUGGUGACACACCUGGGCUGGCAGGUGGCCAGGGCAGCGCUGCUGUUUCUGUGCUGCUGGAACUCCAGUGUGAGCUGGAGUCGAGGGAGCUGUGACCUGUGGAUGAUUCCAGGGGGGAGCAGGACAUCCCCAGGCAUCAGUGGCUGGGAAUAAACCCACAGCAGAGCAGGAACCUCUCAGAGUAUCUGGCCGUGGUUAUGUCUGUGCCCAAGAAAGGAUUGUGGCCCUAGGAUAAACCUGAAGCCUCUGUGGCUGUGGAUAAGGCCGUGCUCAGCAGGUACUCCUCGAAACAUCAGUGCCUGUGCAUGGGGUCGUGCUGGAGCACCUCAGAGCCGUGGCCAUGGAUAAACCCCUGGCAGAGCAGUUACAGCCUUGGAGGUACUGCAGCCAUGGCUAAGGCCACAUCCACUUCUUUAGUGUGGAUGGAAAACUUCAUUCCCUAUCACUUGUGUAAAAUCAUGUUUGUAAAAAUUUAAGGUUAUAAAUUUUUAGUUUCAGGGCAAAUAAAAUACUGCUAAUUUUCCUUCAGCUAUUUCUUUUCUUGUUAAACGGUUAUCUUUCAGAGUGACUAAAGGAUACAAAAGGAGCUCUUGAAAGAGCUUAAUUUCAAGAGCUCCUUAGAAUUCUAUUUUCCAAGGUGAAACAAAUAAAAAGAGGGAUUAUAGGAUGAACUAUGCAGUUUGUAACAAGCUUGGUAGUUAUGUUCAAGCUAAAAGAUUUUUUUUUUAUUUUUAAUUAUAGCACCUAAAAUACUGUUAGUUUUUAUAGUAGUAGAAAAGUGUGUGAACUGAAAAGUGUUUUGUAGAAGCAGCUGAAUGCACUGAUCUUCGUAGCAGGUUUGGAUGAGUUGUGUUGGUGGGUGUUUAGGUUUUCUUGCAGUUGUCCUGGAGGGGCUGGUCUGGGCAGGAGAAAAAGGCUCCCUGCAAACCUAGAAAACAAAUGUAUCUUGUAGCUGGGCUUUGUUCCAGAGCUGGAUCUACACACAUCCUUUUCUUACGUAGUCUUGGAAAUUGCAGUGCUCCUUUGCUGUUAAUGCCAAGGUUAUUUAAAUAUUGCAAGAUAAUCUGGAGUCUUAAAUCAUGGUAGACUUGCACAGCACAGUGUGGUCACUUCUGUUCCCUGAGAAAUCUUGGAUGUUUUGUGGAAGAAAUUUCCCCCUCAAGACCAAUAAAAAAAACCUUUUUAGUCUGUUUUGUAAGCUUCAUGCUAACAAAUACUGUGGAAGUAGUGCUCCAAGCAGUGUCCCACUAAUGUCACCCUUGAAAACUGAAAUAGGAAGGACUAUCAGCUUGCUCAUCUUCAUGCCUGGGUCACUUUGUUGUAUGCAGGGCAGUGCUGUUAAAUUUGUUUCUUGUAGAAUACAAAAAAAAAAAAAAAAUUGGAGGCUUUUUUGGGGUGUAUAUCAGAUUAACUUUUGUCAUGAUAUUUCCUAUUAAUUGAUAAUCUGUGGUCAUUAUCACCUACCAAGUUUGAAGAUCACCUAUCAAAUCUCUGUAGUAUGCUGGGAAUUUGAAAUAUAAAAGUGUCAGUAUUUGCAAAAUGGUACUUAUUUAACUUGUGUUAAAUAAAACAUAAUGGGAAAAAACAGCAAAAUCUGGUAAUUACUUGGAGCAGUUAACAAAGUAGUUCGGUUGGAUUAUUGUAGGAAGAAAAGUUACAAAUGCUUACUUGAAGAGGGCACAAGAUACAUCCCAGUGUUAUAGUGUAUAACUUUUAUGGAUUGUCAGCAUUCAGUUUA
This is a messenger RNA of Poecile atricapillus (Black-capped chickadee), 4636 nucleotides long. It is a transcript of the gene DHCR7, whose product is annotated as 7-dehydrocholesterol reductase. Bases 147 to 1574 code for a protein of 475 amino acids. The transcript is spliced from 8 exons. The record is from RefSeq and is a predicted model, not a curated record. Gene Ontology annotation, cellular component: endoplasmic reticulum membrane. Gene Ontology annotation, molecular function: 7-dehydrocholesterol reductase activity. Gene Ontology annotation, biological process: brassinosteroid biosynthetic process; cholesterol biosynthetic process. NCBI's taxonomy places the organism in Eukaryota, Metazoa, Chordata, Aves, Passeriformes, Paridae.